Leishmania braziliensis MHOM/BR/75/M2904 is the source of this 900-nucleotide messenger RNA. Its product is annotated as beta-ketoacyl-CoA synthase. The transcript has a single exon. Gene Ontology annotation, molecular function: fatty acid elongase activity. NCBI's taxonomy places the organism in Eukaryota, Euglenozoa, Kinetoplastea, Trypanosomatida, Trypanosomatidae. The record is from RefSeq and is a predicted model, not a curated record. Gene Ontology annotation, cellular component: endoplasmic reticulum membrane. The coding region runs from base 1 to 900 and encodes 299 amino acids. Gene Ontology annotation, biological process: very long-chain fatty acid biosynthetic process; sphingolipid biosynthetic process; fatty acid elongation, polyunsaturated fatty acid.
AUGUGCCAGAUUCUCGACUCCUUCAAGGGCGACAAUGUCUCCCAGUGGAUGGCCAACCACCUGGAAGUCCCAGUCCUCAUCGUGGGCCUCUACAUGGUGAUGGUGCUGUACAUCCCUGACGCGUACAUGAAAAACCGCGAGCCGUUCGAUCUGCGUCAGCUGAACAAGGCCUGGAACCUGCUGCUGACCGUCUUCUCCUUCUGUGGCUCCUACUACUGCCUCCCGCAGCUGUACCGCUCAAUCUUUGUGCCGGAGUUCACCAUCUACGACUACACCACUGGUGACAUGAUCCCGUGGAAAGGUGGCGCGUACAACGCGUUUUGCCACUGGAACGGCAACAUCCUCUACAAUGGCCCCGUCGGCGCCUUCGUCUGCCUCUUCGUCCUCAGCAAGAUUCCUGAGAUGCUCGACACCGCCUUCCUCGUCUUUCAGAAGAAGCCCGUCAUCUUCCUGCACUGGUACCACCACGUCACCGUCAUGCUGUACUGCUGGCACGGUUACAUCUACAAUAUCUCAACUGGCCUCGUGUUCGCCGGCAUGAACUACGCUGUGCACUCUGUCAUGUACCUCUACUACUUCCUCUGCGUCUGCGGCUACCGCAAGUACGUACGCCCCAUCGCGCCGCUCAUCACCGUUCUCCAGAUUAUGCAGAUGGUGAUCGGCGCGAUCGUACAGGCGGUGACGCUGUACAUCCUGUACUUCACGGAUAAGCGCUGCGACUCGAAUGCGGAGAAUGCGCGGCUAGGCUUCAUGAUGUAUGUCUCCUACCUCCUCCUCUUCAGCAAGCUCUUCUACGAUAACUACCUGAAGCCGACGCCGCCACACUCGGCUGCGGCGAAGCAGAAUGGUAUCGCUGAUACCGCGAGGAGCAAGACUGCGGCAAUGAAAAAGGGCCAAUAA